Molecule: messenger RNA, 3178 nt
Organism: Daucus carota subsp. sativus
Lineage: Eukaryota; Viridiplantae; Streptophyta; Magnoliopsida; Apiales; Apiaceae
Product: kinesin-like protein KIN-6
Exons: 25
Coding region: 78-2918 (946 amino acids)
Biological process (GO): spindle assembly; microtubule-based movement
Cellular component (GO): microtubule; kinesin complex
Molecular function (GO): microtubule binding; ATP binding; microtubule motor activity
Source: RefSeq, a predicted model, not a curated record
ACAUAUAAAACCCCCUAAAAAAGUUACUCCGAUUUUCAAACUUUCCCCACCUCGAAAAAUUCAAAUUAUUUUCCGCCAUGGCCGAACUCAAAAGCCCCCCAUCACACCCGCCCACCACCGUCACCGUCCGGCGCAAUCCGCCACGCCGAGCUCGCCCAACUCCAUCCCAAGCUCCCAUCCCAAUCUCCCUCUUAUCAACCCCUUCCACAUCUUCCAAAACCGUCCCCUCAUUUCCAAUCGACGAUAUUCUCGCAAUCGAUGUUCCUAAAACGGAACUCGAAAGCGAGAAUCUCAAAGUAUUUCUCAGGAUUCGACCGCAAUCGAUACCACAAGCUCCGAAUAAAAAAGGCGGGGUGAGUAAGAACGUGUGGCCUCAGAGCAAACAGACUGUCAAAAGUAAAAUUAAGAAGACAAUUGAAGUGUGCUUGAAGGAGAAUGAUGAGCAUUCGGUUACGCUUUGUCCUCCGCAAAGUAUGCAGGAUCAGAAGAGGACUAAGACGGAGGUUUACGAAGGCUUUUCACACGUCUUUUCGGCUGAUUCCUCCCAGGAUGAUGUCUUUGAUAAAAUGGUGAAUCCGAUAGUUGAGGAUUUUAUCAAGGGAAAGAGUGGGAUGUUAGCUGCUUUAGGUCCUAGUGGUUCUGGAAAGACACAUACCAUAUUUGGAACUGCUAGGCAGCCUGGUAUGAUUCCGUUAGCUCUUCGGAGGAUAUUUUCUGCUACUGAAGAACAUGGAGCUCAGUCAUCUAGGACAUUUUAUCUGUCUAUGUUUGAGAUAUGUUCGGAGCGAGGAAGAACUGAGAGGAUGAUAGAUUUGUUUAAUGAUGGUGUUGACAUAUGCUUGCAACAGUCAACUAUUAAAGGUCUCCAUGAGUCCACUAUUUGUGAUGUUCAACAGGCUGAAGCUUUAAUUGCGCAGGGCAUGCUAAAACGUGCUACAGCUAUGACAAAUUCAAACAGUCAGUCUAGCCGGUCACAAUGCAUCAUUAAUAUCCGAUGUGAGACUUGUGGUGAUGUUAAUGCUUCGUCAAACAGUGCUCUCUUGACUAUCGUUGACCUUGCCGGAGCUGAAAGGGAAAAGAAGACAGGGAAUCAGGGUCAUCGACUUCUGGAAAGCAAUUUUAUCAACAACACAUCAAUGGUAUUUGGUCUGUGCUUAAGGUCACUUCUGGAGCACCAGAAGAAUCGGAAGAAACCAAUGCAGAAGCAUUUUAAGAACUCAUUGUUAACUAGAUACUUGCGAGAUUAUCUGGAAGGCAAGAAGCGGAUGGCUUUGAUUUUAACUGUCAAAUCAGGAGAAGAAGACUAUCUUGAUGCUUCCUUUCUGUUAAGGCAAGCGUCGCCUUUUAUGAAAAUCAAAUUUACAAACUCUGAAGAAUCUACAGAAUUGAUUGGUAAUAAGAGGCAAUAUCAACCGUUCCUGAAAGCUGAUCAACAGAAAAAAAUGAAGAUGAGCACCAUCGACUCAUCUGCGGCCAAUGAGAAAAGCUCUGAUGUAGUUAACUCCACUCCCCAUGAAAAAGAGCCUCAAAAAGUGAUAACCAUGAAAAAGGUUAAUGAGGUUGAUGAUACCACAUUCUUGGCCAAAUCCCCAGAAACUUUUAAGUCAAAAGUUGGUGAAAGUACAUUUGUCAAUGACAAUAUCAAUGCAGCAACGAAAAACAGACUGACUCAGACAAUGCAAGGUUUUGCUAUAGCUGCAUGGCAAGUCCUGAAGCAAUACAAGGGAAAACUAAAGGUGGCAGAAAAAGAAAUAUGUUGCCUCAAACAAAGUCUCACUGAAGAGAAGGCUAGAUCUGAAAAAUUGGCAAUGGAACUGGCUCAUAUAAAGUCUUCCUUUCUGUGUGAGAAGAUAGUAUCAACAGACAAGAUAGAAACCAAAAAAGAAGUUUGUAGAGAGAAUGGUCUGGAUGAAUCUGCCGAAUCGGAUUAUCAAUCUGUGGAUACACAUGAGCUUAGAAGCUUUGGUGUGGUUUCUACUUCGUGUGUUGAUCGAAAAGGCUUAGAGGAGCAGAACUGUCAGGUAGCAGGGGUCUCCUCUGUAAAUCUGAGUGAAUCCGAGGUCAUAGUGAACAAUCAAAACACAGAUUCGACUGUGAUAAAUUCUUGUGUGGUCAGUACGUCUUGCAUAGGUGAAGAAAUUCAGAAGCAUGUUAAAUUCGAUGUUGCUUCUGAAGAUGUAGAAAUUUCGAAAGAAAAAGAAGAUUCUAAUUGUAAAGGUAUUAUGCUUUUGGAUGACUCUGCAAGCUGUCUUCCGCUUUCAAUAAGCGACAACUUCUCUUCCUCGAUCGAAAGGCCUCAGUCGAAAAAUGACACAGAAAAGGAAGCGGGUGCCUCUUCAGUAAGGAUUAGCGAAUCCGAGUUUACAGAGAACCAUCAAAUCACUGAUUCCAGUGGAAAAGGUUUUUCUGUGCAUACUAGUACUGUGAGUAAAGAAAUCUUUGGAGGGCAGUGUCGUGAGCGUGCUGAAUCCUCUGGAGUUGCUGAAAAUCUAGAAAUUUUGGAAAGCAAAAAUGAUUCUGAUCAAAAUGUCACAGAUAACCUGCUUUUAGAAGACUCUGCAAACUCUGUUCAACCAAUUGUUUCGAUAAGUGAUGACAGCUCUCCCUUGGUUAAUGAGCACCAUUUGCAAACAGGCAGACAGAAGAAAAUGUUGGAUGAAACAACAAUUUCCACUAAUGUUCCAGAAAUUGCUGUGAAAGUUCUUCCUUCUCCCAAGCCUCCAACUGCAGAUAAGCCUAAAAGGAGACUUCAACCAGCUUCGUCUAUGUUGCUAAAGAACCUCACAGGUUUAGACAUCGGGGACGAGGAUGAAAAGCCAAAGGGAGCUAGAGGAUCUAAAAGGAAUACAGGAUUAGACCUCACCAGAAAAACACAAGGCAGCUUGUCUUUACUUCGCUUGCUCAAGAACAAUGUUUGAUGCAUACAAGUCUCUUUAGUCGUACAUCCGUGUUUGUGUGCAUUUGCUUUUUGUAAUGCCCUCGCUUACACAAUUUAUUUUUAGUAGGAAUGCUCCUAUAAUAUCCAUUCCGCACUUAGAUAAAAUUUUACUGUAGGGCUUAUAUUGACAGAGAUAUGCAUAUGUAGAUUGUAGAAAUGCAUUCCCCAAGGACCUUGGUGACUGCCAUGGACUUUUUGUUUGUAAAAACUCGGUUUUGAGAUCAAUAUGUUAAGAACGCA